UAUGACGUAAUAAAUCAUCUUGGGGAGUUCUAAAGAUGCAGCCGGCACGCUCGGGCAAACUGCUCCGAAGAGCCCCGAGGACACGACGAAACCCGACCGUGUACGCUUCGGAGGAAUACCCGGGGACGGUAGUGGAGUCCGAGAGCCAAGAUUCUUUCGCUGUGGACAUCUCGGACCUUUCCAUGGACUCGUCUGAAAAACCGAGCGAUGAAAGCGAUGAUGCCAACUGGGUUAACAAGCUAUCCAACGCCCCUCCUUUGAUGAAACAACCUAUGAAACAAGACGUCAAGUCGGUGGAACAAAGACUUGUCCACGCAAGAAGCCUUACAGAUGUAAGGGGAGGAAAAAACGCCCGCGAAACAACAUACCGGUUUCCAGAGCGUUCUACUGUAGUGGGUGACGGUAAUGUUGACCGAAGAAGAGUUGAGCAAAAGUCUGUACCAAAAACAUGCGCUCUUGACGAAGAAAACGACAAGACAUUGCCUCAACGUCUGAAUAAGCAGGAAGAGGGCUCUGAGGACGCUGCAUGCAGUAGUGAAACUGACAUGCAAGGCGGCUCUGUUGAGCGGUUGACGAGUUGGUACGAACGCAUCGGCAAUGCACCGCCUCUGAUGGACGAGACACUCGCGUCAUCACAAAAAGAGGGUGAUCAUGCUUCUAUCACCGGCGCGACUGGCUCUUGCUCCUCGGCAGUAGAGGCGACCCUGCCCGAUGCAACGGACGAACAGUGGCGGUGGGUCCAGGCGACAGUUCUGGAGCCGGACGGCCCGCUGCACGAGCCCGUGGUCUCCAGCUUGGCACACGUCGUCAGCACCGAGAGCCUGUCGCUUGACAGUCGGGAGGAUGGCACGGUCACCCCGGGAGGCGUUUUCCUCGCUACGAUGGAAGACCUUCGGAACAUGAUCGCCGGACUCCUCGAUCGCUUGCUCAAUUUUCUUCGGGACAGAGUGACCCUCAACUGCAAAGCCGAAGCCCCAACAGAAGUGGAAAAGAAGCUGUCGCUAGAUGUUGUAAGUUUUCUGAACGCCAUGUCUUCCCUUGACUUAGCCAUAACAGGUGAAAACUCAGAGCUCUACGCAGAUGAUGGCAACACCAACGAUUCUUACAAAGAGAAGCCGUUGGAUAUUCCAGAACAUCCCGAAACAAAACCAAGAACGGAUAUGAACAUUCUGGAACGCCUGAUGGCAAAACUCAACCCCAAAACAGUUCAGGAACAAUACGCAGAAACCUUUGCCGAAGGGAACCAUUCCAGUCACCGCAAGAAGCGAUCUCUACUGUCAGAAUAUGCAGUCUGGCUAAAAGCGCGGGAAAAGGCGUCGUGUGACAGAGAUGUCAAUCAAAAUACUGGGGGUGCAAGGGCGCCAAAAUUUCCCUCCCUGUCCUACUUCAUUGAUAAGAUCAGAGGACGAGCAAAAGACGAUAUAGAGAUGGGAACAGUGGAUCUACAGUUAGAUGAAGAGGACCAAGAGGAGAAACGUUUGACCGAGAAGUUGAUGAGGAGAGCCUUGGAGGAGGAGAGACGUCUUAGGGGCCUCUUGAGAAGACUGAUGGUGGAGAUGAAGGAAGACGUUCGAGACGAUCCGCGAAGAACGUCUUCAGAAAUGUCCGCAUGGUCUACGUCUUCAGUACUGUCAUUGUUUGGUACACAUAACGGCGAGAUCAACACCCUAGCAGCCAAGAUGGUGGAAGAGGUGUGUGUGGCCCUGACUCACAGCUACAGCGGACUGAGCGCCUCUAUAGGCAGCGUCACAGGCGAGACUAGUGCGGAAAGAAAGGCGUUCACCGAGGAAGUCAUGAAAGUGGUGGUGACCCUGGCGACUAAACAGGCCAGAGCCAAGAUCGAAGCACAGGGUGCCAACGCGUCCACUUCAGAAGACAGCCCUCCCAGCACGCCGGACAUAAGUACCGAUGACGUGGCUGACCUGGCCGUGGGUUUGUGGUACGGAGACGCUGAGUCCGACGUGGACUCCCUGAUAGGAGACCUUCGAUCCAUGAGGGACUCUCUGGUGGCCAGUGGUGUUGAUAGCACCGAAGUCGACGGAAAACCGACAGUGAGGAAAGCUGCUGGUGCAAGGAGAACCGAAGUUUGACACCUUCCAGGGCCAUGUCUCUCUAUGGAAGAACAAGUCUGACAUUAUUUUGUAAAGUCUUUAAGAAAAUGUGACAAUCAUGUGAACUAAACGACACGUACUGCGGAAUGUAGCCGAAUUAAUCAGGACGUCACGAAAUCACAGUAUGUGCAUAUCAGUAAAUGAAAAUAUGUAAAGAUUAUACAUUCUGUUAAAUUCUGAUAUUUCCAAUGACAAGUCACACUUAAAGUAUACCUGGAUUUUUACCUUGUUGCAAUAUACUGUAAAAGUCAUGUAGUGCGUAUAUGCGUUUGGCGUCAUUAUCAGUUCAGUUUUAUAAGAUAGUUCAAUUUCAUCCUCAUUGUUAUUAUCAUGAAUCAUAGGUGACCUCAGCUUUGCUUUGCUUUGUUUGGUUCAUAGACAGUUGAGGUAAAGCUGAAAAUAUACAUUAUGAGCAGUGAUAAGUUUGUUUAUUGAUUCUAA
This is a messenger RNA of Branchiostoma floridae (Florida lancelet), 2552 nucleotides long. RefSeq lists its product as uncharacterized. NCBI's taxonomy places the organism in Eukaryota, Metazoa, Chordata, Leptocardii, Amphioxiformes, Branchiostomatidae. The transcript has 4 exons. Bases 36 to 2090 code for a protein of 684 amino acids. The record is from RefSeq and is a predicted model, not a curated record.